Molecule: messenger RNA, 4284 nt
Organism: Phalacrocorax carbo (great cormorant)
Lineage: Eukaryota; Metazoa; Chordata; Aves; Suliformes; Phalacrocoracidae
Source: RefSeq, a predicted model, not a curated record
CUCCCCACACCCCCCGCCCCUGCCGCCGCGGCCGCGAGGGUGAGGCGGCCCGGGCGCGCGUGCGCAGCUGCGGCCGUUGGUGGCGGGGCUGAGGCGGGCCGGGGCGGCCGGGGCUUGUCCGCUUCGCUGCCGGGCCGGGCGCCUCUGCCGGUCAGCGCCGACCCCGGACAGGGGAGGAGAAGGGGGUGUGUGUGUGGGGGGGGGGCCUCGCCGCUCCCGAAAUGUCGCAGACUGCCAUGUCCGAGACCUACGAUUUCCUGUUUAAGUUCUUGGUCAUAGGAAAUGCUGGAACUGGAAAAUCCUGCUUACUACACCAAUUUAUUGAAAAGAAAUUCAAGGAUGACUCAAAUCAUACUAUAGGAGUGGAAUUUGGUUCAAAGAUCAUAAAUGUUGGUGGUAAAUACGUAAAAUUGCAGAUAUGGGAUACAGCAGGACAAGAGAGAUUCAGGUCUGUUACAAGGAGUUACUAUAGAGGAGCUGCAGGUGCUUUGCUUGUCUAUGAUAUAACCAGCCGGGAAACCUACAAUGCACUUACUAAUUGGUUGACGGAUGCAAGAAUGUUAGCAAGUCAAAAUAUUGUGAUAAUACUGUGUGGAAACAAAAAGGAUCUUGAUGCAGAUCGUGAAGUAACUUUUUUAGAAGCAUCCCGGUUUGCACAAGAAAAUGAGCUGAUGUUCUUGGAAACAAGUGCACUAACGGGGGAAAAUGUUGAAGAGGCCUUUGUACAGUGUGCAAGAAAAAUACUCAACAAAAUCGAAUCAGGAGAAUUGGAUCCAGAAAGAAUGGGCUCAGGUAUUCAGUAUGGAGACGCUGCCCUGAGACAGCUGCGAUCACCACAUAGAGCACAAGCACAAAGUGCUCAAGAAUGUGGGUGUUAAAGAAACGAAACACAAAAUCCCAAAUACUGACUUUAGAUACAGAAGCUGUCCUUGCAAAUGGUGUUUGAAGAAACAGAAAAGCUUAAAGGCUAUGCAGUUUUUAAAAACAUCUUUCCACUGUCUACAACCAGAGCAGAGCACUGCUGACAGAAAGGUGUACCGUGUGGUGUGGGGCAGGAAUGUUCACGUGACACAAGUCUGCAAAGCGAACUUGAUAAUUCAGUGGACAAUAUUAAGACUCAUACCUGUAUGUAAACAUUUUCCUAUUUUUUGUUCUUUCACUUCUAGUUUAAAGCAUUGCUAUAUACUGUAAAUAAUGUAACAGUAAAUUUACAAAGCAUGGUAUACUUACGUAUGCUGAUAGAAUGUUGCACUACAAGCAGUUUACUUUUAUUUUUUUAUCAUAUAAAAUUUAACUGAGGUAGGCUUUGUCAUGUUUGUUUGAGCACAAUAGUUUAUAUUUAUGUCCUGAAUUAUAAAACCACUGGCACUGUCAGUGAGGGGUGGUUGUUUAAUUUUUUCCUACUUAGUUUGCCAUGUUCUAACGAGCUGUUGACAUGACUGAUUCUCAGCAUAUGGUUAGGACCCAUAUGCAUGUUUACUAAUAUGUCAAGUUGGAAGAGUGAUUUUUACUGAUGGUCACAUAUCCUAUUUUAUCACAGUUCUUAAAUAACUUCUGAAGCUCUUUUAUCAAACUUCAAAAGUUUAGAAAAAAGGGUGCUCUCUCAAAUGGCUGUUGACUGACCCGAAUUUUUCUCUUGGUCCUGAUGUUUUGUAUAGCACUGGCAUCAUGAAGGCGGAAUGUAUACGUGAACAGAACUGUGCAUCUUCUGUGUGUGCUGCAGUCCUAGGGCAGGGGUGUGGGCUUGUGGAGAAUUCUCACAGUAGGAGUUCUCCUAACCUUUUAUCACAAACAGAGCAAUCAGCUGUGGCGAUACAAAUGGAACCCAAAUGGGUUUUUCUGAAGUAUCCCGAACAUAUGACAUUUAAAAUACUAAUUUCUUUUUCUUAGGCAUUCAUAAAGUACAAUUAAGAACUUAAAUUUUAAAAUUAGACUUUAAAGGUGGGAACUUCCAGUCUGUCUUGCUGGAGCCCUACCUUUGAGCUUCAUGUGAGUGCACUGUAUGUAAUGGUGUCCACAUUACCCCAGGAGACUUGUGAUGAGAGGAAAAAAAAACAAGUGCACUGCUUCCAGUGAAACUCAUCAAGGGCAAUUUCAGCCUUGGUACUAAUUUUUUCUCUAUGUUAAAACCCACAAUUCAGACGUUCUUUCCUGCCCUCUUGGUAUUGUGGGGAAGAGGCAUGGGGAAAGAGAUUAGGAAUCCUGCCCUCAUUCCUCAGCUGGAGACAGAAGAGACUUGUAGAGGGUCCAAGAGGGAGGACUGAACCACGGGUGUUGCAUAUCACUUUCACAGUGCCAGGAUGACUGGUCAGGUAAGAGACCUGUGGCUUUCGUUCUGCCAGAUGAGGAGCUGCAGAACCAACCUAGUUGUUUCUGGAGGCAGCUGAAUUCAAUCAAUUGAGGGGGCAAUUUCACUUGCACUGAUGGAAAUCAAUAGUGAUGUUUUGACUUGUGUAACUAGAAACAGGAUAUCUCAUUGGAAUUGCAAAUUAACACAAAAUAGCUGAUCAGAUUAGAGCCCAGUAUUGAAAUUCCAAGGUCAUACAUGCUUUAUUUUCUAUAUGUUACUCUUUCCUAUUUAAGGGUCACUUGUCAAAUGCCUUUUAAAAACUAAACCAGAAAACUGAACUGAUGCUGUAAUUCAGAGAGCAGUUAAAGCACAAGAGCAAAGCAAGAAUGCUAUGCAUAAGUAUACCAUCUUUCAUGGAAUUGGAAUUGUGUUUAAAACUAUUCCCUUUGCCCUGACAUUUUUAGUUAAAAUGGAUCUUCCUCUGAAAGUUAUACGCAUUAGGUCAUCUCUGAAUUAAAAAGAAUUGUUUGCUUUGUACUUGUAAAGCCUAGGUUUAGUGUUAAAAAGGCUGUUGGGUCCAAAGACUUCCAUGUUACAUCUCUCUCCGUGUAUCUUGUUAUAUUUAGGACUGGAUUUGUUACAAAGCUGAUAACAAUUACUCCCAAGGUAUAUUCUCUUCCUGGUAAGAGUGUAAAGUAUUUUUUAAGCAGCUUAACUGUGCAUUUACCAGAACAGCAAAGAGCUCCAAAGAAACUUACCUGUCUUAAUCCUCACUCACUCUAUUUUGGCUUCUGCUAUUCAGAACUGGAAGUAAUUACCUGGGAGGUAAAUGUUGGAUGUCGUUGUCUCCUCCACCAAUCCACAUGGCAUAUUAUUAACUGACAUCUUGUGUUUCUGCCAGAGUUGGGCAGGGGAGAGCAUUGGUUCCAAAACCCCAGACCAGUUCUGGAAUGCUAGGAAAAGAUGAGAUUUUGAGUCUGUUACCUUACCACAGUCUAAUCAGGUUUCUUUGCACACUGACAAAAGUGAAAGCUGAGCACUUAUUUAUUUAUCAGCUGGACAUAGCACAAGUAGAUCUAAAAGUCUCUCUCCUGUUACUGUUACAAUGGUUGAACUGGCACUGGCUGUUGAUCAAAACUAAUUUCUGUUAUUACCGUAGCAGUUGAAGGAAUGGGACACUGUUACCAAUUCUGUUGCUUUUAAAUAGAAACUUUAGGGGUUUGGCAGGGAUUUUCUUAUACCUCUUCCUGUCCUUUUCCCUUUACAAGGUUGGCCACUUUUGUGCACUUGGUUCUUACGAUCAUUUUGGUCAAGUGUCUUGUGGCUAAGAAGCAGUAAGCACAGUUUUAUUCUUUCUGUAACCAACUGUCUUAAGCUGUCCCCUUCCCACCUGGAAGGAAAGAAUAGUGUCAUUGUAGUAAGUUUUUACAUAUUUUAACUUUUUUUUAAUGCAUACUCUUACUGUAUAUACAUUAAUCAGGUUAAUGUGCAUGUUUUGUAGUAUCACAACCUUUUAUGCUGCAUCUCACUGGCAUUUUAAAAGGAAACUUUCUAAAAUAACUCCUGAGGGGAAUACUGUUAGAAGCAAUAGCUCUCACCAGUGCAAGCUAUAUUGCUCACUGCUUCUCAGCUGAGGGUUUUUCAUUUCUGAAAAUAACCAUCAGACCAAUAACAGCCCUAGAGUAGAUUUUAAGCUUUAGCAUUAUAGUUCACACGGCUCACUUAAAGAAUAAAUGAUAAAGAGGUUAUGUUUUUAGUGUAAAAUUCUUACUUCACCAAAGCAAGAUGGCUUAGAGUUUUAUAUGAACUAAUACUGGGUACCUGUAUCCUAGGAGUUACAGGAUAUGGAGCACCAGCUGUUCAGACCUUUAAAAGAUUUAAAUGUCUUGUUAAAGCCCAUGUCUUGCCUUUUAAUGAGUCUGUUUGUUGGCCUACACUAUUUCAUUUAAUGCUUGUAUCUAGCACCAAAUAAUAAAAAUCUUUCUUGAUUUUUC